Molecule: messenger RNA, 480 nt
Organism: Trypanosoma rangeli
Lineage: Eukaryota; Euglenozoa; Kinetoplastea; Trypanosomatida; Trypanosomatidae
Product: RNA-binding protein
Exons: 1
Coding region: 1-480 (159 amino acids)
Molecular function (GO): RNA binding
Source: RefSeq, a predicted model, not a curated record
AUGACGCGUGUGUACGUCGGCAAUAUCGACAAACGGGCCACCAAGGAGGAGCUGCUGGAGUUCCUGAAGCCCAUGGAGAAAACCAUCGAGGACUCAUGGCUAGCCAGACGUCCCCCAGGGUUUGCAUUUCUCACCAUCACCCCCUCGCAGGCGAUGGAGUUUGUGGACACCUUCAAUGGGAAGGAGUUUCGUGGAAGGGUCCUCGUGGUGGAAACCUCUACAACGGCUACGCAGCCACGGGAGCGGGCUCAUCGACGACGCGAACGCAGAGACGGCCAACGCUCGGAUAGCCGCGGACGGUCCGACAGCCGCAGACGGUCCGACAGCCGCAGACGGCGCCGAUCAGAAAGCCUUCCAAGACACCGCAGUGACAGGCGGCGCGCUCGCAGUCACAGUCGGCGUCGGGAUCGCUCUAGAGAACGUAAGCGCCGCAGACGCUCCUACAGUCGCGGCAGCUCCCGUUCCUCAUGGUCAUCGUGA